UGGAUCCUGCUGCACAUCCCAGCUGUUUGCAAUGAUGAUGUUAUCGGUGCUCUCGGUGGUGCUGCUCUCCGUUGGAGUCGACAGCGUGGCCAUGACCUUUGAAAGCAGAGACCCCAUCACCGGGUCGCCAGUGAGCUGUGACCGCUGUCCCCCUGGGACAUACCUGCGAUCUCAGUGCUCGUCCGAGAGGAAGAGCGACUGCGCAAAGUGUCCGCACGGCUCCUUCACUGAGGUGUGGAACCACAUCGGGAGGUGCCUGCGCUGUGGAGUCUGCAGUCACAAUCAGGUGGUGAAGACCUUGUGCACAGCGGACAGAGACUGCCAGUGCCAGUGCAAACCGGGGUACUACUACAAGCCGCAGUACGAUAUGUGCCUCCCACACAGCGCGUGUCCACCCGGACAAGGAGUGCGGGCCAAAGGUACACCUGACGAGGACACCGUGUGCCAGACUUGCUCUGACGGCACCUUCUCCGAGGUUUCCUCUGCUCAUCACAACUGCACAGAGCACAAGAGCUGCAGUGGUGCAGGGCUGGGGUUGGCACUGAGGGGCUCCUCCUGGCACGAUAAUGUCUGUGCAAACUGCAGAGAUCUCAAAGAUGGUGCCGACUACCUCAGAGAAAUCCUCCCAGCUUUUUUUGUGCACCACAACAUAAAUAUCAAGCGGCUGCGUCGAAUUGUGCACAAGCUCCCGUCUCAGGAUGGGAAGAGACCGGGAAGAAACACAGAGCUGAACUCCUCAGAGCUUCACCAACGGCUCAACACCUGGAUAGCAUCUGCGACAGCAGAGGAGAUUCGGAAGCUUCCGUCAGUACUGACGAGCGCUGGAGCGAGCGGCGCUGGUGAGAGGUUAGACCAAAAGCUGCAAAGAGUCGACAGUCAGCUGAAAACUGAGUGUAGAGGGAAUGAGGUGGAGAUGGUUGAUGCGCCAAAGUAGGUUGAG
Molecule: messenger RNA, 940 nt
Organism: Neolamprologus brichardi
Lineage: Eukaryota; Metazoa; Chordata; Actinopteri; Cichliformes; Cichlidae
Gene: tnfrsf11b
Product: tumor necrosis factor receptor superfamily, member 11b
Molecular function (GO): protein binding
Source: RefSeq, a predicted model, not a curated record